Molecule: messenger RNA, 2621 nt
Organism: Poecilia reticulata (guppy)
Lineage: Eukaryota; Metazoa; Chordata; Actinopteri; Cyprinodontiformes; Poeciliidae
Source: RefSeq, a predicted model, not a curated record
CUUAUUUUUCUUUGUCUUCUUCUUCCUCUUCCUUUCUCUUUGUCUUCAAAAAAGAUUUGCAGCUGUCACUGCUAGAAUUUUCAAGUUUUUUUUUUUCCCACAAUACAAAAUUUUGAAAACCAUGUCCUCCAGUCAUCGUAGGGAUGAGCAUCAACAUAGCCAGUAUCGACUCCAUCUCAGAAGUAAACAUGGACUACACCAUCACAAUGUAUUUCCAGCAGAGCUGGAGAGACAAGCGUUUGGCCUACGGAGAGCUGAAACUGAACCUGACUUUGGACAACCGUGUAGCAGACCAGCUGUGGCUCCCUGAUACUUACUUCCUUAAUGACAAGAAGUCCUUUCUUCAUGGAGUGACGGUGAAAAACCGAAUGAUCCGACUGCACCCUGAUGGCACCGUCCUAUACGGACUAAGAAUAACAACUACUGCUGCCUGCAUGAUGGACUUGAGGAGAUACCCUCUGGAUGAACAGAACUGCACUCUGGAAAUUGAAAGCUACGGAUAUACAACAGAUGACAUCGUAUUCUUUUGGGAAGGAGAUGACAAAGCUGUGACCGGGGUUAAAGAGUUGGAAUUACCUCAGUUCUCCAUUGUGGACGUCCGCCUGGUGUCCAGGGAGGUCAGGUUUACUACAGGUUCAUAUCCACGGCUCUCAUUGAGUUUCAGGAUUAAGAGGAACAUAGGCUAUUUCAUCUUGCAGACAUAUAUGCCCUCCAUCUUGAUCACCAUCCUCUCCUGGGUCUCCUUCUGGAUCAAUUAUGAUGCCUCUGCAGCUCGCGUGGCCCUCGGUGUGACAACGGUGCUUACCAUGACCACGAUUAACACCCACCUUAGGGAGACCCUCCCAAAGAUUCCUUACGUGAAAGCCAUCGACGUCUACCUCAUGGGCUGUUUUGUGUUCGUGUUCCUGGCCCUGCUUGAAUAUGCCUUUGUAAAUUACGUGUUCUUUGGCCGGGGCCCUGCGCAACAGAAGAAAAUCAAUGARAGGCUGGGCAAAGUCAACAACGAGCGUACGAGAUACGAGGAGAAGCGCCUGAGGGAACAGGACUCCAUUUCCGUGCCGUUUCAAACCAACACCUUCAGGUCAUUUACACAGCGAAGAAAUCUGUAUCUCGAGGAACAAAGAAAAGUUGGGGUGGACGCUUACGGGAACAUCCUCCUCACCACGCUGGACAUGAACAACGAGGUGAUGCCUUCCGACGUGGGGAGCAGCGUCAGUGACUCUCGGAAUUCCGUCAUGUCCUUCGACAGCUCCGGYGUCCAGUUUAGGAAGCCCAUGGCGCCCCGGGAUGGCUACGGCCACCACUCGCUGGACCGGAGCGCCAUGCGGAGCCGCGCCAACUGUCGGCUACGGCGACGCUCCUCCAAGCUCAAGUUGAAAAUCCCCAACCUGUCYGAUGUUAGCACCAUCGACAAGUGGUCCCGGGUCAUUUUCCCCAUCACCUUUGGAUUUUUCAACCUAAUCUACUGGUUGUACUAUGUGAAUUGAUGCGCAUCCCACUAGGAAUCAUGGGCCAUAUUUUGAGAGCACAUUAAAUUGGCUUUGAUACAGUUCCMAAAUAUGUAUACACAUAUACAAGUUGAACAUAUGUAUAUGCAUAUUUCCAUAUAUUAUAUUUAUAUAUACACAUGUGAAAUCCGAAGAACMUUUCUGCUGUACAAAGUAUUACUAGGAUGACUUGAAUGUUUAAGAAUACUUGUGCGAGAAGAAUUUCAACGCUUCUUUUUUUGUUUGUUUGUUUGUUUUUUCCUCCUGAAACAAACAUGAGAUCCUCCCCACCAGGGGUUUUUCAGAACUAAAGACUGCAUGAUAUUUUUGCUAAAAAAACAAAACAAAACAAAAAGAAAAGUGGAGAAAAAAAAGCAAAAAGAAAGAGGGGGAAGUGAAAGCUCUUGAGAGAGAAGAUGUCUCGGAGUCCCAUUGACUUUUUAUUGAUACUUAUCGUACUCAGAAAUCCUCUUCUGCAGCUCGAGAAAUCAGCGGUGGCUCGCGCGUCCGGGMAUCGACUCACUGAGGUCCUUGACGCCACCKCUGGUCCCCGCCGCCCCCGCCCUCCUACCCUCUGCCGUUACCCCACUGGAGGACRACAUGCACGGAAACCGCUCCGUUUCUACUAUGUACAGCAACCUUGUUUGGAUUAUGUGUUGUUCUUUGGCUUUUUUUUGUUUUUAGAGUGAAUAUUGUUCACCUUAUGAGACAUCAGCUCCGGCCAAAUGGUCUCCGUUCGGUUGGCGUACGGAUAGGAUGUCUGACUGCUGCWUUUCCACCCAGAGUCAACUUGUAUUACUUUUUCACUCUCUUUUGUUUUUGUUUAAUUUUUUUUUCUAUUUUAUUAGAAACACAUCCUCGGAGUGGUGGGAUGUGGGUGGGAUCRUGGUUGAGGUUACCGGUGGAGAAAGAGGUGGGGAUUUUUAAAUUUUCUUUUUCAUUAUAGGUAAAAAAAAACAAACACUGCUUAUUGCAGAUAUGAUUUCAUCUUAACAAAAACUGUGAUUUCAGAGAGUCAGACCAUGUUUUAGGGGGCUGAGAUAAAAGAGUAAGAGGCGUGCAUUGCUGGGUCUGAUUGUUUGGGGGAGAGRGGAAGAUAUUCUGUACAUUUAAAUUAUUCAGUAUUCUCACAAA